Messenger RNA from Letharia columbiana, 3129 nucleotides. RefSeq lists its product as uncharacterized. Gene Ontology annotation, cellular component: nucleus. NCBI's taxonomy places the organism in Eukaryota, Fungi, Ascomycota, Lecanoromycetes, Lecanorales, Parmeliaceae. Gene Ontology annotation, molecular function: transcription cis-regulatory region binding; zinc ion binding; DNA-binding transcription factor activity, RNA polymerase II-specific. Gene Ontology annotation, biological process: positive regulation of transcription by RNA polymerase II. The record is from RefSeq and is a predicted model, not a curated record. The coding region runs from base 1 to 3129 and encodes 1042 amino acids. The transcript has 3 exons.
AUGCCGGAAGGCACUGGACCUCAUCGCACUGGGCCGCCAGCAAACAAGGCUUUGGGGCCUCAAGAGGAGGCCAGUGGGAGCAUGGCGGCGUCCGAAAUCAACACGAACAGUGCAGCGGCAGAAUCAUCAAGAAUGACGAAUCCUGUGAAGGCCCGGAGACGGACCAAGACUGGCUGUCUCACAUGCCGCAAGCGGCGUAUCAAGUGCGGCGAGGAGCGCCCAACCUGUAAAAAUUGUGUCAAGUCGAAGCGCGAGUGCGAAGGCUAUAUUCAUCGAGUCAUUUUCAAGGACCCUCUUGGUGCGUUCCGGCCAACGCAGCAAGGAAUUGCUGCUCGCGCUCAACAUCCUUCCCACCCUCGUGGAGCUGCAAGUAUCUAUGGGGGUAUAUCUUCAGCAUCCGUGGACACUCCAAUUGCGCCGCGUCUCCUUCCAUAUGGAGAGCAAACUGGGUUAGGACAUGUGCCUGUGGCAGGUGGACCGAUAGCAGCAGGAAACUUCCAUGGCCCCACUGGCUAUACACACAGCGUUCCCUCAUAUUCGGUAGGCGACAGCGCCUCCAAGCCGCUUUAUGCAUCACAAACGGGUUAUUCACACAGCGGUUUCCCAAGCAGUGCAAUGGCGGAAAAUGUUGCUCAAAGCCGCGGUGAUUCAUUCCCAUAUCAAACCUUUCAGCAACAAAGUUUUGGCGGUGGUGAUGGCGGCAUUGAAAUGGGUCUUACACAAAUUCCUCAUGGCCGGUCACGUGGCUCAGAUUCGAUGCGGUCAACCGAGUUUCCAGUUCCUCAUGACGAAUUUCCUGUCUUGAACCCUCAAGAAUUUCAUCCCAACCACAUGCAUCAAAGUAUUCACUGGCCAGUAAAGGAAGAAAGUGCAUUUAAACAAACCCAAAACCACGCCUCCUUUUCAUCUUUCCCGAUUCAAGGCCGUUCGAAUUGGAAUGGGGUUGCGGUUCAAGAUGUUUCCCCACACCAAGCCCAUUCGCAAAAUCAACAUUACGGAGUUCCAGCCCAGACACCGUGGGUAGUGGAGCCAGACGAGGAUGACUAUUUCGACGUAGAGUCAGACGAAGAGGGUCUCAUAUCGGAACCUUAUGUCACAGGGACAACCUCCUACGAUCUUGGGGCAAUGGUAGCCAUAACAGCAGAUCAAGGCCAGGGUCGCAUUAGAUCAAUGACCAAUUUCUUGAACGAGCCCAAUAUACUCGCGACAUAUUUUCCAUCUUAUGCGGCCUCACCAUUGAGGGAUCCUCAGACCGCUCGAGUCUUCUGUCAUUUUAUAACGGCCACUGCACCGACGCUAUCCGUCUGCGAACGGCAUCCGUCGAACCCUGCCCUGAUAUUCUCAGGCAAACCUGUCCCUUGGUCGCAAAGAGCGCUCUGGUCUUAUACUUUGCCAAUGCGAGCACUAACACAUCAAGGGCUUCUCCAUGCUAUGUUGGCUUUGGCGAGUUUGCACAUUGCAAAGCUGCAACAGACGUCAUCGACGCCGUCGUUGAAACAUUACCAUUACGCGCUGAGAAGAGUAGCAAAGGCCUUGGGCAACCAGAAGAAACGACAGGACGUUGCUACACUUGCUGCGACGCAGCUGCUUGGCUUUUAUGAAGUGACAACGGCUGAGCACAACAAAUGGAACAGUCACCUUGCUGGUGCUCGAGAACUCAUCAUGGACAUUGAUUAUGCAAGAAUGGUAAAGCGGAUAGAAGCCCACAGACGGCAGCAAGAAGAAGCCGAAGCAAGACUUAGGCUUGAGAUGCAAUUUGGCCAUCCCAAUGCAUACUGGCACGAAUAUGCACGAGGAGUAUUGGACGAUUUUCCUGCGAGGGUUGACCGACAACUGGAUGAAGGGCUCAUCAGUACAAUCAUGGGCUGGAGCACGAGGUAUGAUCAACAUGGUCGAAUUAUCGACGAAGGCGAUCCUGCUCCCCAGACCGAAUCACCUUUAACGGCCCGUGACAUUGAAAACUUCGAGAUUCAGUGUGAGCUGUUCUGGUGGUACGUCAAGCACGACAUAUAUCAAAGCAUACUUAGUGGCAAUCGUCUCCUACUAUCAUAUGAUCAAUGGGGCCGUUGCCCUCCCAGAGCGCCAAUCGGAAGGCUAGAUGCGGUUUGUGGUAGUCUUGAUCACCUCCUUCUGUUGAUGGGUAGGCUGGCGGAGUUUGCUGCCAAAGACCUGCCUCGAAAGAGGAGAGCGUACAUGGAGGCAGCAAAGAAGUCAAAGUCGUCAACCCUACAAGGCCCACCACCCACACCAAACGGACAGCAACCUCCCCAAAUGUAUGGCAUGAUGCCUGAUCCUGGCCCUGUACGCCUACCCCGAGGUUUCGACCAAGCUCAACACGAUCGACUUUACACAGCCCCAGUCCCUAGCCAGGACCAACCUCUUGAAGCGGCCACAGGGGAAGCCGAAGCCGAAUGGUCAGCCAUUUCACACGCGUUUGACGUCUAUGCAAGCUCUCUGGGGCCUGACUACGCACCUCUCUCUCCAGAGCACAUGACCCCAACCGCUACACCCUUUGGGCCCGCCCUCUACUAUCGUUCCUACUCAAUUUCCUGCGUCUUCAUCAUGUACUAUAUGGGACGCAUCAUCUGCUCCAGAGCCCACCCGUCUAUGCCACCAGCCGCCAUGGCCGCCGCUGGCGUCGCUGCACCCCAAACAGCGGUGCACGCUAACAACAUAGGCCGCAUCUUCGCCGGCAUACAACCAAUCGACAGCACUCUAUCCAUAAACCCCCACCACGGCGCUGCGAUGAUGGACGGCUGCAUGGGCCUUUUCCACGCCGGCGUCCAGUACCGCGAUCCCGCGCAACGCGGCUGGACUAUUACCAAAUUGCGUGACGUCGCCCGCUUAACUGGCUGGCAAACGAGCGUGCUCAUCGCCUCGGGCUGUGAGCGAGCUUGGAUCAAAGCGGCGGAUAUGGGCAAAGGGCCGCCAUAUACGAUGAUGUUGAAUCCGAUAUCCAAAGACGACAGACUCUCGGGCAGGGGCCACGAUCCGAGCCAAUUCGUCCAUCCGCCGAAAGAUAAUAACGAUAGGAGAUUCAUUACUGUAAACGCCGGGACAAGGGUGUACUGGGCUAUGGGUGUUUUAAGUGUUGACGAGGAUUUCAAGGGUAUGAAUCUGAAUGGGUAG